Messenger RNA from Drosophila santomea, 834 nucleotides. RefSeq lists its product as uncharacterized. The record is from RefSeq and is a predicted model, not a curated record. The transcript is spliced from 2 exons. NCBI's taxonomy places the organism in Eukaryota, Metazoa, Arthropoda, Insecta, Diptera, Drosophilidae. The coding region runs from base 102 to 722 and encodes 206 amino acids.
UGUAUACACUUUCUUAAUCUUUUUUUUAGCAAUCAUUUAGAACAAAGCAAAAUUAGUUAGUGAUACAACAAAAUUAUUAAAAAAUAACGAAAUAGACCAUCAUGCAACCAACAAGGCGAGCUCGAGCCAAAAAUGUGACCAAGAAAAGGAUAACUGGCGCUAAAGUGCCCAAAACUGAUCCGCGACAGCAGUUUUACCUAAAGACCCGUUUCCAGGCAACUCGUCCUUGUCCAAAACAACAAUCUACUGUGCCGCGGAGCCAGCGGAUCUGGCGCAGGACAGUGGUGCAGACCAAGCCGAAGAUAAGAACCAGGAUCCCCAAGCUAUUUCGCAUGGAUCGCCAUACAGGACUUCCCGUGGACUACGAGAGGACUGUCAACCAGGUUAUGCACUACGUGAAUCCCCAUUUGCACCAUCCACCCAGUGCGGAAAAGGUUUUGGAGCAUUUGCUGACCAAAAUGCUGACUGAGGUCGUGCGACAGGGUGGUCACUGUUGGCAGGACACCACUCAACUGUGCUCCUUGCUGAAGAACAGGUGCCAGUGCCGCAGGUCGAGUCAGUUGCUCACCAAGGAAGAGAAGGAGAGGCGCGAAGCGAACGAGAGUUUGAGCCAAUUCCAUAGUGCUUGCAAACGGGGACCCUGUCGCGUACCCAGACCCAAACUUGGUCCCACGUACAUGAGUAAGUUUAACUUUAACCAGCUGAGAAUCAAGAGCUCUUAAAAUAAGUUGGAAAACGCCACGUCAUUAAUAUGAAAAGCUGGACUGUAAAAGCUGUACGAGGUUCAAUUGAUUCAGGUGUAAAAUUCGAAUAAAUAUUUAUGUCUUUUUUAAA